AUGGAGAUUACUCUUCUCUUAUUCUUGAGUAUUGACGAGAUGCUAAAAGAACAUAGAGCUGAUAUAGAAGAAAUACUCAAAAUGAUCGAUGAAAAAUUGGAAAAAUUAAAAGAAAAAGAAAAGAAUAUUAUUGAUGUGAAAGAAGAUCAUGUUAGUUCUUCUGGCGAUGACAUUCUGGAAAUCAAUAUGAUGGACCAUACAUCGGGAGCGUAUCAAGACGACAUGAUGCUAACGGAGUUGGAUACCCAUCUGGAAGACGACAAAAACGCCAAGCACUCCUCGACUUUGGAUAUCCCAAAACAACAUGGAGGAAAGGAGUCUACUAUUUCUUCCACAGCAAUGCGACUCCAAAAGUUCAAACUGUUUUCAAAAAAGGUGACCAAAUGUGGGAAAAUUACACAUGUAUCAACUUCCGCGAAGAUGAAAACCGAAGAGAAAAACGCAAAAUUCAAGUUUUUGUUCAAACCGGUUGUUGGUUCUACGUCGAUAGAAUUCACAGACCGCAACAAGAACUAUCUCUCAGGAAAGGUUGGUACAGCUGCUCACGAAAUAGGUUAUGCUCUUGGAUUUUUGCAUACUCAAUCAAGACAGGACCGCGAUAGCUUCAUCAGAUUGGACACAGAAAAUAUUACGGCACCAAACGAGUCUCGGGUUGAAGUUAAGAUCGAAAGCUUCACACCAGGGCAUGCAAUUGAUGGCUGUCCUUAA
Molecule: messenger RNA, 708 nt
Organism: Necator americanus (New World hookworm)
Lineage: Eukaryota; Metazoa; Nematoda; Chromadorea; Rhabditida; Ancylostomatidae
Exons: 8
Coding region: 1-708 (235 amino acids)
Biological process (GO): proteolysis
Molecular function (GO): metalloendopeptidase activity
Source: RefSeq, a predicted model, not a curated record